CUAUGUUAGCCCUGGUUUCCGUACUAAAUCUAGAUACACGUAACGCUCAACACAGCAAGUCGUGUUUAUCACUGGACCGCUCUUCCCUGAAUCAUCAAAUCAACUUGGCUAAUUCUUUUCACGCUCGACCUCCCCUUGGUACUCAAUUCUUGUCGUCAAGUAGUAUCAUCAACCUGCUGAGUAUUUCAGUGAGCCGAAACCGAAUAUAGAGUCUGUUGAAGUACGGAUUGGUAAAUUACAUUCGUCAAUCGAACGCAAAGCAGGAAAGAGUCUGCGACGGACGUUUUCUCCACCUAUGAUGCUUUCCCAUGGGGAUUCAUUUUCCUUACAUACGCGGUACAAGGGAUGGUUUGGGGCGAAGACCAAACACGAAGACAUCUUCCGCGCGUAUCAUGAAUCCAUCAAGCUUCAUAAAGAAAUCAGGAUCGUCGUCAACCUUUCCAGGAAGACAACAACCGAGCAGGCCGAGCGGUCUGUCCCUUCUGGCCAAAGCCCCGGGCUUCUCCCUACCACUUCCGGAAUAUCCCAGGGCUGUCCUCGAUUCCGAAUUCUGGUGAUAGGAAAGACUGGCGUCGGCAAGUCAUCGCUGAUCGGCAGCGCAUUUAGAGUGGGAAAAGAGAUCGUUGCGCACAAUAAGCCAGGCGACGCCAACAUCGACGAUGAGGUCAUCUCAUCUCAGAACGACAGGUUUGUUCUCCACAAUAGCAAAGGUUUCGAACCAGGGGACCAAGACAACCUCAAAAUAGUCCGAGAUUUCGUCGGCCCCGAUCUAGCGGCGCGCGCAACUGGAAGAAGCAAAGGAGAUGGUUUUGUUGGGGGGGUGGUUAAAUAAAUGGACGAUGCGUUUACACGCUUGUCACACAUCGAUGGGCCUUCGCUCGAGCUAAUGGAGUCCGCACGCUCCCAAAUAUUCAGAUAUUCUUCAGCCCAAUCGAAUAGAGCAAGCGCUGUUGCCUGACCUCGCGGGUGCGCUAGGCAAAGCUAGAGAGCUUUCUAAAUGCACAGCAUGCACCGAAUCAGCGGCUUCUCCAAGGAGAUUGAUAGAGAUAGAUUG
Molecule: messenger RNA, 1054 nt
Organism: Suillus fuscotomentosus
Lineage: Eukaryota; Fungi; Basidiomycota; Agaricomycetes; Boletales; Suillaceae
Exons: 8
Coding region: 296-832 (178 amino acids)
Source: RefSeq, a predicted model, not a curated record